CCCAGGAAAGUCCCACACUGCUCCGCCGCCACCCGGCUACCAGGGGGUCCCCACUUCUAGCUCUGGCGCCAGCUCGGCGAAUGGAUGGGAGCGCGCAGAAGAGGAUGUGAACUUCUCUGGAGAGAAGAGACACCAGAUCUCCGGGCUGGCAGCCCUCCGAGCCCACAGAGUCAUGGCCCCCUGACAGUCUUGCCUGCAGUGAUGGAGCAUAAGCCUUCCAGAAGCAAUUCCACAGCUGGACAGCUCUGACUGGGAGAAGAGCCUUCCUGAGAUUUAGCCAAAGUCGCCGUUUGAGGUCUCCACAUGUGUCCAGUCAUCUCACCCUCACAACACCCCCAGUGCAGUAGAAACAGCCGGAGGGGUAGCAGCUUGCUCAAGGUUCAUGACGAGGAGAUGACAGAGCAGCAGGUGCCUUAGGAUCUCCCAAUGGGGUGGCUUGGCUCUGGGUUCACGUUCCCUGUGAGCUGCCUGAUCCUGGUGUGGGCGGCAGACUCUGGGUGUGUCAGGGUCCGGCAUCCGCCCACCUGCUUCUCCGACUACAUCAGCACCUCCACCUGUGAGUGGAGGAUGAGCGGCCCCACCAACUGCAGCGCCGAGCUCCGCCUGACCUAUCAGCUGGAUUUUCUAAUCUCUGAAAACGGCACGUGUGUCCCUGAGAAUAGGGAAAGCACUGUGUGCCUGUGCAACAUGCUGAUGGAUAACGUGGCCAGCGUGGACAUCUACCAGCUGGACCUGUGGGCUGGGAAGCAGCAGUUGUGGACCGGUUCCUUCCAGCCCAGCAAGCAUGUGAAACCCAUGGCCCCUGGAAACCUCACAGUUGCUUCCAACGACUCCCACAUGUGGCAGCUGACCUGGAGCAACCCAUACCCUCCUGAGAAUUUCCUGUACGAUGAGCUCUCCUACCAGGUCAACAUUUCAAAUGAAGACGACCCCUCAGAGUUCACAGUGAAUAAUGUGACCUACAUGGAGCCCACCCUCCGCUUCUCAGCCAGCAUCCUAAAGCCUUGGACUUUCUACAGCGCACGGGUGAGGGCCUGGGCUCAGAUCUACAACAGCACGUGGAGUGAGUGGAGCCCCAGCGUCAAGUGGUUUAACUAUUUGUCACCUCCUGGCCCUACAUUGACUGCUGCCCACCCUCAGACCCCAGGAAGCAAAGACUAUGUGUGGCCCUGGGAGCAGCACCUCCCGCUUGCCCUCAGCAUCUCCUGCAUCAUCAUCGUGGUCAUCUGCCUGUCCUGCUAUUGGAGCAUCAUCAAGAUUAAGAAAGACUGGUGGGACCAGAUCCCCAACCCGGCCCACAGCCCCCUCGUGGCUGUCGUCAUCCAGGAGUCUCAGGUGUCCCUGUGGAGGAGGAGGUCCGGAGGCCAGGAACCAGCCAAGUGCCCACACUGGAAGACCUGUCUCACCAAGCUGCUGCCCUGUCUCCUGGAGCAUGGCGUGGGGAAGGAGGACAGUUCCUUCAAGGACGCCCGGAGCGGGCCCGUCCAGGCUCCUGGAAAGUCAGCGUGGCGCCCCGUGGAGGUCAGCAGGACGAUCCUGUGGCCCGAGAGCAUCAGCGUGGUGAAGUGCGUGGAGCUGUCAGAGGCCCCGGUGGAGGUGGAGUGUGAGGAGGAGGAGGACGUGGAGGAAGACCAAGGGAGCUUCUGCUCCUCUCCUGAGAGCAGCAGGGGCGGCUUCCAGGACAGCAGGGAGGGCAUCGUGGCCCGGCUGACAGAGAGCCUGUUCCUGGACCUUCUCGGGGGUGAGAAUGGGGACUUUUGCCCACCAGGCUUGGGGGAGUCCUGCCUUCUUCCACCUUCAGAAAGUGUGAGUGCUCAGAUGCCUUGGGCUGAGCUACCAAGCGCGGAGCCCCAGGAGGCAGCCCUUCAGGGCCCGGAGCAGCUGCUGAGCCCAGAGUGCACCCCUGCAGCCACGCUGACGGGGAGCCCAGCCUGCCUGGCUCCCACACAGCCGCCCGCGGUCAUCGUCACAGACAACCCCUUCUACCGCAGCUUCAGCAGCGUGCUGAGCCAGUGCUCAGGUCCUGGGGAGCUCGACUCAGACCCACAGCUGGCCGAAGGCCUGGGAGACGGGGACCCCGACAUGCUCUCUGCCCCCCAGCCCUCUGAGCCACCCGCUGCGCUCGCGCCUGAGCCAGAAAGCUGGGAGCAGGUCCUCCGCCGGAGCGUCCUCCAGCACCAGCACGGGGCAGCCGGGGGGCCCGCCGCGGCCCCCAGCAGCGGCUACCGGCAGUUCGCGCAGGCGGUGAGGCAGGGCGCCCAGGGCGGCGGGGAGGCCGGGUACAAGGCCUUCUCCAGCCUGCUGCCCAGCGGUGCCCUCCGCCCAGGGACAUCAGGGGCUGAGGCCAGCAGCGGCGAGGGCUGCUACAAGCCCUUCCGGAGCCUCCCUUCUGGCUGCCCUGGGGUCCCUGCCCCUGUGCCCCUGUUCACCUUUGGGCUGGACCUGGAGCCGCACGGCCCUCAGCGCGCACUGCCCCCAGGCAGCUCCCCGGGGUGCCCCGCUCUGGAGCCAGGGGCAAAGGGAGAGGACAGCCAGAAGCCCCCGCUCUCCCGGGAGCAGGCCUCGGGCCCCCUCGGGGACGACCUGGGCAGCGGCAUUGUCUACUCAGCCCUCACCUGCCACCUGUGCGGCCACCUGAAGCAGUGUCACGGCCAGGAGGAGCGUGGCGAGGCCCACGCUGAGGCCACGCGCUGCUGUGGCUGCUGUUGUGGAGACAGGUGUGAGUCCCCCGUGAGCCCCCUCCCAGGGGCGGUUCCACUGGAGGCCAGCCUCCCGGCCUCCCUGGGUGGCUCAGACGGGGGCAAGUCCUCCCUGUCCUUCCAGCCUGGCCCCAGCAAUGCGCAGGGCUCAAGCCAGGCCCCCGCAAUGGUGGCCGUGCUCUCCACAGGGCCCCCUGCGUGAGUGCCUCCUAGGUGUGUGCCCGCUCGCUGCCGAGUGCCCUACCCGUGCGCGAGAAAUGCCGCCCGGAAGGCAGCCAGGCGGCGGAUUUCCGAGACUCGGGGAGCGUGGUGUGGAGGGAGGUGGUCAGACACGGGGGCUGCAGAGACUGGCUCCGCAUUCUCAACACGGACCCGAGCUCAGCACGUGCCGUGGGAGGGGCGGGCGCCGGGCGGGUGCCCACAGCAGUCACCUGCAGGGAUCCGGACGUUCCUGGGCACCUUGGCUGAUGAACGAGCCGUUGGCCACUUGAUCGGUCCGCAGCUUCUCCAGCGUACUGUCCCUGUCAUGCCCGCCGAAGGCACGUUUGUCCACCUUGUCACUCGGUUGCCCGUGUCUUGCCCAGCCCCGGGACUCGCUGUUGCCAUGUUGCUGGCUUGGACGCUGAGCCUAGAAACUAACCAAGCCAACAGGGGACACAUUGGGGGGCCUUGGGAAACUGGUGGGAAAUGGAGGUCCUGGAAGGGUAGUUAUUUGCCCAGAGGUGCCGUUCACUCAACAGGGCUUCAGGAGGUCGACACUGGAGGCGGGAUCUGGGCUGUGGAGGGGCUUAGUCAGUGGGGUCACAGAAGCACACGAAAUGGGGACUACCAAGCAGUGACACUUUGCUGGCAGAUUCCUACAAGGCUGUAAGACGGGGGGCCCCUGUGAAGCCCGGUCCCCAGAAUAGACACCCCCAGCUGCCGUGGGGCCAGUCUGUGCCGUGGUCACCAUUGCUGGCAGCCCCAGACCAGAGGGACAGCUUCCUGCCUGUGAUGCGCUGAGCUGGGCACUCCAGACGCCACCAGGCACAUUCACCUGCAUUUUGGCCCAGAUCUCCCGCUGAGUAAUGUUUGUUUGUACACGUCGCAAAAGUUGUUUUAAACCUGGUAUUUGUAUUUGCUGAGGAGGGUGGAAUGGGAAGGAGUAGAGUUUUAUAUAAAUAAAGGUUCUUUAUCUCUUUUUUUACUUAUGAAAAACACACACUGCCAGGCACUGUCGCGAGUGUUUUAUCUCUGUUAACUCAUUGAAUCAUCCCAUCCAGAGGAACCAAGGCCCAAGGGGUUAAGUAACUUGUUGGCUCUGCUUGGGUUCCCCCGAGACAGGGAUUCAAGUGCAAUGAGCUCAUUAAGGAGGUGGUCCCAGGAAACCUUGCUUGGGGCACGGGGCAGUGAGGCAGGGAAGGACAGGAGGCAGACAGUGCCCGUGUAGGCAACCGCCACUUAACCCUGCAGAAGUCUGGCAAGCCAUGCACAGUGCAUGCCUAGAGGUGUCCCUGCAAAGGGGCAGGGCAGCUGGGGUGCUUGUUCACCAACUCCCAUCAUUGUUAGAGGGCCACUUCCAAGGGUACCAGCAGCUGCUGCUACAGUCUGCCAAUAUCACACAGCUAGUUAGUGGCAGGGCCGUAGCUGAACCCAGGCAGCGACUGUCACCCAGGCUCUCUGUAGGGGAUCCGUUUGGGACAUCCAGGCAGAUGGUGUGAUGGAGUGGGCCUCAGACAGGCAGGCAGGGGAUUUUAACCUCCUGUCUGUGAUCACUGUGUGUCCCUGAGUAGCUACCCUGACUGUCACAGUUGCAAAAUGAGGGAUUUGGCUAUUUGAUAUUCCUUUCUGCUCUGGUGUUCUACACAAUGCACUAGAAGUGAUGGGGAGCUCACUACCUUACAUGGAACCUAAUGUUUGUUAAAAAUGUCUCCAUUGUGCUGAGCCCAAAGCUGUCCCUUUAGGUGUCCAAGUCACUUCCCACCCACAUGUGGUUUACAGAUGGGAAACUUAGUUCUAGGGAGGAAAAGGAACUCGCUAGGGCCACAGUGAAUGGCAGGGCCUGAACCAGCCCUCUGGACUUUUGCCGUCAAGAGCUUUUGUAAUAAAAUGCAAUAAUUUAAAACAAAAAUAACUGUUUGAAGCCAAGCAAUAUGCUAGGUGCUGUAUAUCCACUAUGUCAGCUCUAGUAGGCAGUCCAGUUACCCACAUUUUACAGAUGAGGAAGCAGGUCCAGAGAGGUUGAGGUUUAGCUUAGGGCCACACAGCUAGGAAGUCCUGGAGUCAGGCUUUGAAGCCAGGCCCGACCACACAGCUCCCAGUGCCCACAGAAUGCCAGCUCAUGUACAGCAUGGCACCAAUUCAAGUGUCAGCUCUAAUCCACUUUGAGCAUCAUCUCAGAAAAUCCAAUUUAAAAAUUAAGCAGCAAACAGAAAAUACAUGUGAAUGGGAGAGAGGAGUCGGGUUGGAAGUCCAACAGAAUGGAGGCCGGAGUCAUCGUUCUCUCCUUGGGAUCUUAUAAGACCCGAGUUGUCAGCUGAGGCUGAUAUGACAGAAUUGGCCGGGCUUGGGGAAGCUGGAAUGGAGAAUUAUGCAGAGAUACCUCCCAUCUCUUACCUGGAUUUAAACCCACCCUCCCGGGCUCAGGGAAGCUGGAGAAAGGCCACUGCUCUUGCUUCCCCAACCCGCUUCUC
Messenger RNA from Molossus molossus (Pallas's mastiff bat), 5371 nucleotides. Its product is annotated as interleukin-4 receptor subunit alpha-like. The transcript has 13 exons. Gene Ontology annotation, biological process: cytokine-mediated signaling pathway; production of molecular mediator involved in inflammatory response. Bases 427 to 2901 code for a protein of 824 amino acids. The record is from RefSeq and is a predicted model, not a curated record. Lineage: Eukaryota; Metazoa; Chordata; Mammalia; Chiroptera; Molossidae. Gene Ontology annotation, cellular component: membrane; external side of plasma membrane. Gene Ontology annotation, molecular function: protein binding; cytokine receptor activity.